Molecule: messenger RNA, 390 nt
Organism: Eleginops maclovinus (Patagonian blennie)
Lineage: Eukaryota; Metazoa; Chordata; Actinopteri; Perciformes; Eleginopidae
Product: gonadotropin subunit beta-1-like
Exons: 2
Coding region: 16-390 (124 amino acids)
Biological process (GO): G protein-coupled receptor signaling pathway
Cellular component (GO): cytoplasm; extracellular region
Molecular function (GO): hormone activity
Source: RefSeq, a predicted model, not a curated record
UGCACCAGGCAGAGGAUGCAGCUGAUUGUCAUGGCAGCAGUGCUGGCAAUGGCGGGGGCAGGGGUGGGGGCGAGGCAGGCCUGCACGUCCAGAUGUCACCCGACCAGGGUCCCCAUCACGGUGGAGGGCUGCGGCAUCGAAAAGGAAAUCUACACCACCAUUUGUGUCGGACAGUGUCACUUUGAGUAUCCAUUCUCGCCUGAGUAUGAUGUCAUGCCUAAAGAGAGAAUCUGUAACGGAGAUUGGUCCUAUGAGGCGACGCACAUUGAAGGGUGUCAAGCGGCUGUCACCUACCCCGUGGCCAGUAACUGCCGCUGUAAGAUGUGCAAUGGAGAAUACACAUCCUGCAAGAGUUAUUAUGAUGACUUAACCAGCUGCCUGUCCUUUUAA